Messenger RNA from Endocarpon pusillum Z07020, 561 nucleotides. RefSeq lists its product as uncharacterized. The transcript is spliced from 2 exons. Bases 1 to 561 code for a protein of 186 amino acids. NCBI's taxonomy places the organism in Eukaryota, Fungi, Ascomycota, Eurotiomycetes, Verrucariales, Verrucariaceae. The record is from RefSeq and is a predicted model, not a curated record.
AUGUCCUGUGAGAGUGAAUGCCUUUCUCCAGAGGGAAAUCCAUUCCAAGGCUCCACAAAACCGGCUCCGUCUUCGCCUCCUCCGCUAUUCUCAUCACCUCCUCAAGACAUCGAAAAGCCUGCCAUACCGUACAAGCAGGGUCAGAAACUUACUAUCUUCCGCCACAACUCACCACCGCCACUUGGCCGACCAUAUCCUAAUUCUCGUGCCUUGACUCCAAGAAAGACUCUGAAAGGAUUGACUCAAUUGGAAUAUUGCCUCUCCGCUUCCCCUUUGGAAGGAACUACCAAGAGUCAGGAAACCUCGUCUUUCGUUAUCACCAAAGAGCUUGCUCUCUGUGAUGGUCGUGGCGCUCAAUUCAUUCUAGUCGACAACGGGUGGGUGACAAAGAUAUACGAUCCUCUGUAUUAUCCGACCUACCAUAAAGACACCUCCAUCAGAGCGGACGUUGUCGAAUGGGCUGAGUGUGACUACAGCAGGGAAGGCGCUGCUUAUGAGGAAUUAACAGGACGGUUUGGGGGGACAGUAAUCCCAAAGUAUCACCGGUUCAUGGACAUGUGA